Molecule: messenger RNA, 1081 nt
Organism: Lonchura striata (white-rumped munia)
Lineage: Eukaryota; Metazoa; Chordata; Aves; Passeriformes; Estrildidae
Source: RefSeq, a predicted model, not a curated record
CCCACAGGUGUUGGACAGGAUUUCUUCUCUGGCACCACAGCUGUCAGCUCUGCUGAGCAGGAAAAAUGUCCGACGGUUUCUCUUUAUCUGAUGCCUUGGCCAACAGCAACAACCCGGCCCCCUGUGCCCCCCCAGCCCAGGGCUGGCCCUCCUGGGGGAACCAACCAGCAGCUCCUGGUGCCUUCCCAGGGUAUCCUGGGGCACCUGGAGCCUAUCCUGGAGCACCAGGAGCCUGUCCUGGGGCACCAGGAGCUUAUCCUGGAGCACCAGGAGCUUAUCCUGGAGCACCAGGAGCAUACCCUGCAGUACCAGGAGCAUACCCUGGAGCACCUGGAGCUUAUCCUGGAGCUUAUCCUGGAGGACCAGCAGGACCAGGAGCAUAUCCAGGAGCACCUGGAGCAUUCCCUGGAGCUCCACCAACAACGGGGCCGUUUCCUGCCCCAGGACAACCAUCCAGUGGCCCUGGAUCUGGGCCUUCUGCUCCUCAGGCAGGACCAACUCCUCCUCAGGGAGGACCAACUCCUCCUCAGGGAGGACCAGCUCUUCCUCAGGGAGGACCAACCCCUCCAAUGAAAGUCCCCUUUGAGCUGCCCCUGCAGGCAGGACUCAUCCCUCGGCUGCUCAUCACCAUCACUGGGACUGUGAACCCCAACCCAGACAGGUUUUCACUGGAUUUCAAGAGAGGGAAUGACGUUGCCUUCCACUUCAACCCCCGCUUCAAUGAAGACUUCAGGAAAGUCAUUGUCUGCAAUUCCAUGUUUCAAAAUACCUGGGGGAAGGAGGAGAGGACUUCCAAGUUUCCAUUUGAAGCUGGAAAACCCUUCAAGCUCCAGGUCCUCUGUGAGACAGAUCACUUCAAGGUGGCCGUGAACGACGCACACUUGCUGCAGUACAACUUCCGCGAGAAGAGGCUGAACGAGGUCACCAAGCUCUGCAUCGGGGGGGACAUCGCCCUCACCAGCGUCCUGCCCACCAUGAUAUAACCAGGGGAGCUCUGGGCAAACUCUGAGUCCUGUAGGGUGUGACACAAGUGCCUUCUCACCACGUCACUGUGAGGUAAUAAAACAUUUGACCUGUAAAA